AACGUGUUUAAUAUCAGCUUCAAAACCAACACGAAGACUCCUGGAAUGAACCGUUAUCAAUUCUUACAAGUGUUUACUCUAUUUUAUGGGCAGGCUAUUCUGUGGAAAAUCGGGUUUACAUCAGAAAUUCCAAUUGAGCCUCCAUCUAUAAUAACUGCCUACAAUACAAGCUCUUCAUCCAUCAAUGUUACGUGGGGUUGGCAUUCCACAGAUUACCAAAACAAGGACAAUAUAUCAGGCUACAAGCUGACGUACAGGGAGCCAAACAAGACUAAUGAAGUGUUCCACCUCCUGUGUACACUGAACUCCUCAGUGGAAUUGACCAAGUUGAAAGUGUUCACGGAGUACUGCAUUGAAAUAGCUUCUUUUACUAACAACAGGGUUAGUAACAGAAGCCAUUGUCUCUUCGUGACCACAGAUGAAGAACCUCCUAAUGCUCCGCCUCAGAAUUUCGCAGCGUUUAGCAUCAGCUCCACAAGUAUUCGAGUUACUUGGGAUCCUGUGCCUGUCGAAAACAGACAAGGAAUUAUUUUAGGAUACCGACUAUUCUGGGAUACCGACAACAAACAGUCUCCCGCUCGUGUUAAACGCCGAAGUUCUAGUGGUGAAGAACUGGAAACCGAAGCCAAUGUUCUUAGCAAGGACCUAGUCGGAUUGGAAAAAUUCACAAACUAUUGUGUGCGGGCUGAAGCUUUCAACAGUAAGGGAAACAGUAAUCGAACAAACCGUACCUGCACAAGAACAGACGAAGACGUGCCAAGUUAUCCUCCUCAGAUAAUGCGGGGACAGAAUACAAGUUCCACCAGCAUUUCUGUCGGCUGGGAGGCAAUAUCCACAGAAUUCAUUCAUGGAAUACUUCUUGGUUACAAAGUGUUUUAUGGGAAAACAAGUGAACCUGAUACUCAGUACAAAACCCUUAAAACUGAUCAGUUAGAAAUCAGUCUGACCAACCUAGAGAAGUUCACGGAGUACUGCGUAAAGCUGGCUGGAUUCACAAGAGUCGGAGGUGGCAACAAGAGUAGUUGCUUCAAUACUACAACCGAUGAAGAUGUUCCCAGUGGAGCUCCACAACCCGUGGCGAAAAGCUUCUACAGUAAAACCGCUAUCAUGAUAACAUGGGAUUUACUUCCCACAAGUGUCUCCCAUGGGACCGUGAUUGGAUAUGAAAUACACGUCAAAGAAGCCAGAAGCGACACCAAUCUUCCCGAGGAUCUAUUUGAAGAAUGGGUAAAAAUAGAAAACGGUUCACAAACUUCGUUCAGAUUUGGAAAUCUCUCUCUAGCCACAAAGUACCAGGUUCAGAUGGCUGCUUACACAUCUAAGGGCGCUGGACGUUUAAGUGCUGUUGUUUAUGCUGAAACCUGCCGCUGUCCCAAGCGUCUCUCAACGUUUAAACGUCCGUCAUCCCUCGACAAAGGCGGACGCGGAGGUAUAAGUGAGGUCAUCGGCAAUGUAAUUAUAGAAUCAUGCGGAUACUGCAUGGAACAUGGAAAAUCCGAGCUGGUAUACACCAGCGUCGACGAUGGAGAAUCCAACGUUCGCUUUCCGGUGGAAGUGAAGAGUCCAAGAGGCAGCGAGUUUAGUAAGUUCGUGGCUGUGUUGGAGGUACCUGGAGUACUGAUCAUAAAGCGACGAGAUGGGUCUGAACAUCGUAUCAAUGAGGAAGUUAUGACUAGUUCCGUCUUCGAUACGUGGCCGGUUAUUGCUGUGUCUCUGUUAAUGAUAUACUUUGCGGGCGUCAUAGUCUGGUUGCUGGAUAGAAAAGGGAAUCCUGGUGAUCUUCCCAGAAAUUUCAUUAAAGGAGCUUACGAGGGAUUCUGGUGGUCAUUCAUCACCAUGACAACCGUGGGUUAUGGCGAUCGCUGUCCAAGGACCUUCUCAGCCAGAGCUUUUGCUAUUAUAUGGUUGCUUGUCAGCAUGGUGCUGUUUACAUUUUUUAUGGGUACCAUAUCGUCUAUUUUGACUGUUACCGUGAUGCAUUCAAGGACAACACUGGUUCAUAGGGGUGGAAAUAAGGCAGCAGCAAUCGCUAACUCUUCAGAGGAAAAGCUAGCUUUAGGAUCUCUGAGCAACAAGUUAAAAUUAACUGAAACAUAUCCAACCGUUGAAAGAUUAGCGCAGUCGCUAAAGGAAGGCGAGGUUGACUAUAUUCUUGUUGACAUGUACCUCCCUGUAAAACGGGGAGAUUUGUUCAACGGCUCUUGGUUCGAAAUUGCGGCGUUGCUAAAGACAGAAGUGUUCCACGGCGUAAUUCUCCAAGGCGACGCCUUAAAACUCGCCUACACCUUGGAAGAGAUGAUUGCGAACAACAACGUGCAAACUAAAUUUCUUACGGACAGCGACACUGAACAGGGUCCAGCGGAAGUGGAAUCAAAGGAAUCUCUGUUCUUCGAUCCAAGCAGUCCAUUCUUCCAGCACAUCUUGUAUGCCAGUCUGGGAGCGUUGGGCCUGUUCUUGGUCUGUGGAAUGCUGUAUCAAGUGCUAUUCCUCAAAAGAAGGACACACAUAAAAUGUGUCAACGUGAGAGAACGUGAGAAAACCCGAAGACAGCUGGAAAGCUUGGUUGAGGACUUCCGUCAUUCGCUUCAAAAGAUUUAUGAAAUGCUGAGAAAGAAACAUAGAAAAGAGCUUUUGGAACUGGCUCGACAGAAAAGAAAAGGGAGAAUAACAAGAAACACGGAAAGGGAGAACAUCCCAGUGGAGACCUCUAGUACCAACAAUCAACUUCUGCAUGUUCGUUAUAUUUCGUCUGAGCUUAACUAAAGUUCGUGGGGUUGCGAAAGAGAACCUCUCUCGCCAUGGUUAUCUCCAUGAGAGUUUAAUCCACGACAAAGAAAAUUUUAUGUUAUGCAAUGCGUUAAUUUAAUAGUGGUAUCGUGUCGAUUACGACCUCAUAAAUCACCUUAGCAACGUCACAAAAUUGAAACACCGCCAUGAAAAUCCAUGAUGUAAAAAAGCCGCUUCAAUCUCAAUAUGAUCAAUCUCAAUCUCAAUAGCUUGAUUUCAAUAUGAACAUAAAAUAAUUUAGGGAUACCUAAGCUGUAAAAAUACUGGUAAAAACCACCGAAAGCUAAAAAUACAGAAUCGUUUUUAAUGCGUCAAUAAACAGUAACUAGACAAUCUAAAA
Orbicella faveolata is the source of this 3127-nucleotide messenger RNA. RefSeq lists its product as uncharacterized. Gene Ontology annotation, biological process: cytokine-mediated signaling pathway. Lineage: Eukaryota; Metazoa; Cnidaria; Anthozoa; Scleractinia; Merulinidae. The record is from RefSeq and is a predicted model, not a curated record. Gene Ontology annotation, molecular function: ligand-gated monoatomic ion channel activity; cytokine binding; cytokine receptor activity. Gene Ontology annotation, cellular component: membrane; external side of plasma membrane; signaling receptor complex.